This is a messenger RNA of Aspergillus ochraceoroseus IBT 24754, 1574 nucleotides long. It is a transcript of the gene isn1, whose product is annotated as IMP 5'-nucleotidase ISN1. NCBI's taxonomy places the organism in Eukaryota, Fungi, Ascomycota, Eurotiomycetes, Eurotiales, Aspergillaceae. Gene Ontology annotation, molecular function: magnesium ion binding. Gene Ontology annotation, biological process: nucleotide metabolic process; nicotinamide riboside biosynthetic process; inosine salvage. The transcript is spliced from 8 exons. The record is from RefSeq and is a predicted model, not a curated record. The coding region runs from base 258 to 1508 and encodes 416 amino acids.
UGGAAAAUUAGGUAAAUCCUUGCAUAAAGCUCUGUGGGACUCAUCCAGACCGAGCAACAGGUCACUCGAUGCAUAACCUUACAGUGGAUUGAUUCUUUCAGGUGUCACAUUCGGCCUCUCUUCACCGUCUCGUUCGAGUGGGGAUCUUCCCCCUCGUCUGCUUCUAUCAGGACCCCUAUCCCUCCCUGUUCAACGCAUCUCAAGAGCUCCCUCCACUGAGUCAGUCCUCACUCUAUCCUGCUCGUCGCCUGCUCAUCAUGACUACCCGGUACCGUGUUGAAUAUGCUCUCAAGUCUCAUCGUCGAGACCAAUUGAUUGAAUGGAUCAAAGGCCUGCUGGCCGUACCAUUCGUCUUACACUCCCAGCCUACCGCAGUUUAUCAGGAGCACAGUGAGAAGCUUGCUGCAGUCGCUCUGGACACCCAUCAACGGUAUGCAGAAAUUCUCCGAGAUGUGGAGGGUCUUCUGAAUGACCAUAUCGCCCAUGAGGAAAGAAACACCCCGGGCAAAUCUAAAUUAAAGCUACUCGUACCCACCGUAGGCACCUUCUUCACGCCUCUCUACCUCGAAGAUGCCUUCAACUACCAGGAUAAACAACGCUUCAUCAGUCGCCGCCGUUUCGUAGCUCCCUCAUUCAACGACAUCCGCCUAAUUCUCAACUCGGCUCAACUUCUCGGCCUCACCCGCACCCAGGGGAUCGACCUUGUCACCUUCGAUGGAGAUGUCACUCUCUAUGACGAUGGCGCUUGUCUGACAGAUGACAAUCCCGUCAUCGCCCGGAUUAUGCGUCUGCUCUCUCAAGACCGCAAGAUCGGGAUUGUCACUGCGGCAGGCUACACCGAGGCAGCCAAGUACUAUGAGCGUCUGAAGGGAUUGCUCGACACAAUGCACAACUCGCCAGAUCUCACGGAUACCCAGCGCGCAGGACUCGUCGUCAUGGGCGGCGAGAGCAACUUUCUCUUCCGCUUUGAUUCGUCCUCGGAAUCCAAACUAACUUACGUCCCGCGCUCCGAGUGGAUGCUCCCUGAGAUGGCCGCCUGGCAUGACGAUGAUAUCACCCAAUUACUAGAUAUUGCUGAGUCCUCGUUGCGUGCUUGUGCGGCGAACCUUAAUCUCCCUGUUUCGGUUCUGCGAAAGGAUCGCGCUGUGGGCGUUUACCCACAGAGCAGGGGACAGCUUCACCGUGAGCAAUUAGAGGAAACGGUUCUCGUAGUCCAAAACACAGUGGAACGAUCAGCGGUUGGGUCCCGGCUCCCGUUCUGUGCUUUUAACGGCGGAAACGACGUCUUCGUCGAUAUUGGUGAUAAAUCUUGGGGUGUGCGCGCUUGUCAGCAAUAUUUUGGUGGAAUCAAGCGAGCAAGAACUCUCCACGUUGGCGAUCAGUUCUUAUCUGCUGGAGCCAACGAUUUCAAGGCUCGACUCGCAUCGACGACGGCUUGGAUUGCAAGCCCUGCUGAAACAGUGCAGCUGUUGGAUGAAUUGGAGAGCUUCGAGAAGGAGCUCUUGUAGAUUUGUUGUCUUCUUUUGGUUAGUGGACUUAUAUCUUGGAUACCUCGGGAAUAAUUCCAGGAAUGA